CACUCUUUGGCUACAGAACGAGCAGCUGUCAAUGCACAGUGCAGAGUGUGAUGACAAGCUUUGUGGAAUGACUACGGCUUAAAAAUGCAGCUCAGUGACGACUUCUGUAGUUUACCACGUUGUCGAGUCAGUUCUCAAAACGUUCAAAUCUAUCGGUGAACAAGACAGCUCUUGAGACAAUUUCCUCUCAAGUGGGCUUUUUUUUGGUGUCCAUUGCUGUCGACUGAGUGUUGUCUGCUCUUCACUGUCCAUCCGACAGAACUAGUCCAGACAUGAGUAACGUCAAUCUGAUUUUUUGGGACCAGUUGCAGGCUGGCAGCUCCGAUGUGGACUGGUGUGAAGGCAAUUACCUCAUUUACCCCAGCAUCGCUGAAUUUUACAACACGAUAAGCAACAUUUUGUUUUUUGUUUUGCCGCCCAUAUUAAUGUGCUUGUUCCGCCAAUAUGCAACACAUUUCAACAGUGGAAUUUACCUCAUAUGGAUUCUACUGGUUGUGGUUGGUAUUGGAUCGACAUAUUUUCACGCCACGCUUAGCUUUCUUGGCCAGAUGCUGGACGAACUGGCCAUUUUAUGGGUGCUUAUGUGUGCCAUCGCCAUGUGGUUUCCCAAGAGAUACCUACCCAGGAUGUUCAGGAGGGAUCGGUCAAGGUUCAAAGUGGUCAUCGGCAUCUUGUCAGGAAUCACCACUGGAUUGGCCUUUGUGAAACCUGUCGUCAACUCAUUGUCACUCAUGACUCUGGGCAUCCCUUGCACCGUACUCCUCAUAACUGAGCUUAAAAGGUGUGAAAACCCACGUGUGUUCAAGUUGGGUCUGAUCUCAGGGAUCUGGUGGGCACUGGCUCUGCUUUGCUGGAUCAGUGAUCGGAUAUUCUGUGAGAUGUGGUCAUCUGUCAACUUUCCCUACUUACACUGUGCUUGGCACAUUCUCAUUUGUCUGGCUUCCUACUUGAGUUGCGUUUGCUUCGCCUACUUUGACGUUGCAACUGAGGCUCCGGAGCGUGGACCUGUCAUCAUGUUCUGGCCAAACGAGAAAUGGGCCUUCAUUGGUGUGCCCUACAUUUAUUUUCUCUGUGUUCAUCAGAAGUCCGCUGUCAAGGUUACUUAAGGGGACCCAAGUCUGCAACUCUGCUGGUCGUGCUUUAACAUUUCCUCUCCAAGAUGCACAACUUGUUGCAAUUAACAUGACGUGAAAAAAAGGGACUUUUCAAAGCGCACAGUAUCAAAGGCAAGAAACCUUUACAGUGUUCCAAACAUAAUCUCAGGCGUUACAUAUGAUAUCAUGUAAGUAUUAGUAUUAUGCAUUUCUGGCUUCUUUAAAAAGACGAUUUUGUACAUUUUAUAGUAACUUAAAGGAACCUCAUUAUAAAAGCAUUGUAUUACCUUUAUAAAAACAAGUAUAGCAUCUCAUAGGUGCAGUAUGGCCAACAUGAAAGUUGACAGAAAGAAACAAUACAGCACUGGAUCCAUUAACUGUGAUAAAUGAAUUAAAGCGUCAUAUUAUAAUGCUUAGCAGAUCUUACUAUACUCAAUGAAUCAACAAGCUGGUUCAUAAGAUGUUACAGAAGUGUUUCACACAAAGCCGUACGUGUUUUAAAUACAUAAUGGAUUCAGGCCGUUAGACCUGCCCCCUUUGUGGAAAAAAGUUCAUUUUAUUUCUAAUUAAUGUACACUCAGCACCCCAUCUUGACAGUAAAAAACAAAUGUAGAGAUUUUUGCAAAUGUAUUCAAAAAGAAAAACUGAAAUAUCACAUGGUCAUGAGUAUUCAGACCCGUUGCUCAGUAUUGAGUAUAAGCACCCUUUUGAGCUAGUACAGCCAUGAGUCUUCUUGGGAAUGGCGCAACAAGUUUUUCACACCCAGAUUUGGGAAUCCUCUGCCAUUCUUCCUUGCAGAGCCUCUCCAGUUCCGUCAGGUUGGAUGGUGAACGUUGGUUGGUGGACAGCCAUUUUCAGGUCCCUCCAGAGAUGCUCAAUUGGGUUUAGGUCAGGGCUCUGGCUGGGCCAGUCAAGAAUGGUCACAGAGUUGUUCCGAAGCCACUCCUUUGUUAUUUUAGCUGUGUGCUUAGGGUCAUUGUCUUGUUGGAAAGUAAGCCUUCGGCCCAGUCUGAGAUCCAAGGCACUCUGGAAGAGGUUUUCUUCCAGGAUAUCUCUGUAAUUGGCCACAUUCAUCUUUCCUUCAAUUGCAACCAGUCGUCCUGUCCCUGCAGCAGAAAAACACCCACAUAGCAUGAUGCUGCCACCACCAUGUGUCACUGUUGGGAUUGUAUUGGGCAGGUGAUGAGCAGUGCCUGGUUUUCUCCACACAUACCGCUUAGAAUUAAUGCCAAAAAGUUAAAUCUUGGUCUCAUCAUAGACCAGAGAAUCGUAUUUAUCAUAGUCUGGGAGUCCUUCAUAUGUUUUUUGGCAAACUCUAUUCAGGCUUUCAUAUGUCUUGCACUGAGGAGAGGCUUCCGUCGGGCCACUCUGCCAUAAAGCCCCGACUGUUGGAGGACUGCAGUGAUAGUUGACUUUGUGAAACUUUCUCCCAUCUCCCUACUGCAUCUCUGGAGCUCAGCCACAGUGAUCUUUGGGUUCUUCUUUACCUCUCUCACCAAAGCUCUUUUUUUCUACGAUUGCUCAGUUUGGCUGGACGGCCAGGUCUAGAAAGAUUUCUCGUCGUCCCAAAACUUCUUCCAUUUAAGGAUUAUGGAAGCCACUGUGCUCUUAGGAACCUUGAGUGCUGCAGAAAUUCUUUUGUAACCUUGGCCAGAUCUGUGCCUUGCCAAAAUUCUGUCUCUGAGCUCCGUGAGCAGUUCCUUCGACUUCAUGAUUCUCAUUUGCUCUGACAUGCCCAGUGAGCUGUACGGUCUUAUAUAGACAGGUGUGUGCCUUUCCUAAUCAAGUCCAAUCAGUUUAUUUAGACACAGCUGGACUCUAAUGUAGGACUAGACCCAGCUCAAGGAGGAUCAAAAGAAAUGGACAGCAUGUGAGUUAAAUAUGUGUGUCACAUCAAAGGGUCUGAAUAUGUAUGACCAUGUGAUACUUCAGUUUUUCUCUUUUAAUAAAUUUGCAAACAUUUCUACAUUUUUUGAUUUUAGCAAAUGGCUGCAAAGAAACAGUGAAAAAUGUAAAGGGGUCUGAAUACUUUCCAUACCCACUGUGUGUAUGUAUGUAUACAUAUAUUUAUAUUUAUGUAUAUAUUUAUUUAUAUGCAUAUUUAUAUAUGCAUAUAUAUAUAUAUGUGUAUAUAUAUUAGGGCUGUGAAACGAUUAAAAAUUGUAAUCAGGUUAAUCACAGGUUUCUGUGGAUUAAUCAUGAUUUACCGGUAUUCUCUGUAUAUUUUUGUGAGAACAUAAAAGACGGAUAUAUACAUUUCGGCGCGCGAGACGGAGAUCGGAGUAGUUAACAACGCGACACGUAGAGACAGAAUGACAUGCUGCUGGUUAGAGACGACCAACAACAGACGUAUUGGAAGCUCAUUCUGCGCAUGCCUUAAAUGCAUUUUUUUUUUAAACUAAUUAAUCCUGUAAUUUAAUCAUAACGCGUUAAUGCGUUAUUUUUCACAGCACUAAUAUAUAUAUAUUUAUGAAUGUAUGUAUAUAUAAAAACUAACAAUGUGAUGUACAGUUAUUUUCACAGGAAAAGCAUAUAAUUAGCAUAUUACUGAGUGAAUAGGUACCCUUUGAUAUUGAUAUUGGCCCAAACCCAAAGUAAAACAAAACAUGAAUGUGAAAUUAAAAUGUAUGGAAAUAAGAUUAAAUAUAAAACGAAAUAAUUAUAUAUUUUGCACAUUUAGAGUAAUGGAUGUGUUGGAUAACAAGGAAAUGAGGUUUAGAUUAUAGCAGAAGAAUUGUGGGACAGAUGAGGUUGUAUCACUUCAGACCUGAAACCUAGUGUUACUUGGUCUGUUUUCAUUUCACAUAAAUAAAUGGACAUUCUGUAUGUUGAAUAUAAAAGGAAAUACUGUUGGGUGUUAUACAGCUAAACACUAACCCUAAAACACAAGUUUCCCCAAAGAUUUUCACCACAAACCAUUGUUGUAAAUGUUCUACUGAUUUCUUACUCCCUUUCCUCUGCAAAGGCUUCUGGGAUGUCAACCUGCUAAAAUAUCAUGUGCACAUAUGUAGGGUCAAAUGAACAAUCAUGAUUUAGACAGUAAAACAAAUAAUAUUUUCAUGACCUGUUCAAGUAUUUUGUUAAAUUCCCCAAAAUAUAUAUAUUUUAAAGUGAUGUGCAGCCAAAUUCUAAGGGAAAAUGACUUUUGAUAUUUCUAUUACAACCUUUGUAUUUAAAUUUUAAAUAUAUAUAUUUUUUUGUAUCUUCAGGAGAAAAUUUGUGGACAGUAUUGACAAUGUGAACACAUAUUGUUGUAGUGCUCAUGCACACUUUCACUGUGCUGCAAAUGUUAUAGAAUCAUACAUCUGAUCCACGAUGGUACGAGUCACCCUCAGAUUAAGGAGUUAGUGUGAACAGGACAGCCUGUAAAAUGCUAUCCUCUGCAUUGUGAUGUAGACCUUGGCACGAGGUAUGAUUAUGAUCUCAUCACUUGAGUUGUGAAAUCUUUAUGGCCAUGUGUAUAUCAAUCUGUUUUCUUUCCCAGCAUUGACAAUGCAGACAAAAAAAUAUUUAUUUUCAGAAUUGAUCCUGUUUUGUAAAGAAAUAUUUGUAAUUUUUUUAUUUCAUGCAAUAAACCAAGCCAAUUAUAAAAAAU
Molecule: messenger RNA, 4689 nt
Organism: Pseudoliparis swirei
Lineage: Eukaryota; Metazoa; Chordata; Actinopteri; Perciformes; Liparidae
Gene: acer2
Product: alkaline ceramidase 2
Exons: 6
Coding region: 273-1106 (277 amino acids)
Biological process (GO): ceramide metabolic process
Cellular component (GO): membrane
Molecular function (GO): hydrolase activity, acting on carbon-nitrogen (but not peptide) bonds, in linear amides
Source: RefSeq, a predicted model, not a curated record